AUGGACCAUGCCGAUACUUCGCCUUCGGAUUCGGAGGAAUCCUCCGAAGAUGAUGGUGCUUAGCGCAGAAUCAAAUAAGCGGGCAUUUUUGGUAGUAUGCGAAUAUAGCCUAAUUGGCCCAUUUUUGAUGGUUUGGCAACCACGCAACCUUUUUGAGUUCGCAGUUCAGAAUAAAUUACACAUCUCAACAGAUGGUCAUCUAUGUGGGGAGGGGGGGUCGGUGAUUGAAGUACGUAAUAGGAUGUUAUGAUUUUUUCCGAAUAUGUCAACGCGGAUAAGCUCUUUACCCCCGUUUGCGUUAUGGGCAAAUCUCAACGUGCUGCCGUUGGAGGGUCACAGGAUCCGGCAGUCUCUCCCGCAAGACGUUUUACCCGGGCAUCCGCACGUAACAGCCCCCUAGAGGCAACUCAUCCCGCAAGCAGGAAUCCAUCGCCCAUCCGCAAUCCCACAAAGAAAGUGACAAAACGGAAGGGAUCUCGGGUCUCGCCACUGCUCCAGCGACUCCGGUCCAUCACAUCAGAGUGGGAGAAAGAGCGCGAUGCUCGUGGUCAAAGCAUGAAGCCAACAUCUUCCACUCGAAGGGCAGUGCUUCAGGAUUCAGAGGGCCCUUUGGAGGAACAUGAUGAUAGGGAUGUUCCAUCACUUUUUGAUCCGACGGCACUGACACAGGAUGACGAUGAUACAAUCCCCCCCACACAAGCAGAUGACGAGACACUUCCGCCGACGCAGGACAUGGAGACUGCAGAGAGUGAUAUGCCACUCUUGGAUGAAGGGCCAGGCUCCGACCCCACUCUGAUGACAGGAACAGAGGCGGGCAAUAUGGCACCGUUGGACGAGAUGACAUCGCACGACGCUGGUUCGUCAAAGAAAAAGCAGGGGAGAGGGGCGGCACGAAUGCCGCGUGGAUGGGGAAAAGAUCACAGGAUGCUUGUAUUCACAUCGCCGGAUGGUAAAAGCAUCGUCGGACCCGACGUAAACGAGUACAAGACAGCCAUUGGGGUCAUUGCACGCAACGGAGCUCGACUUCCUCUACAUUACCCCACGUUCGCUGAGAUACCGGAGACGAAGAGACAGGGUGCAUGGAUGGAGGUUCAGGUGACACACUUUCCUUGGUCAAGGUCUUCGUGACAUCCGCGUCAGUCCCGGACACACCCUUUAUUUUUCCGACCAUUUCUGGGGCGACUACCCUUCGCGAUGUCGUCGGCGAAGAUCCUAUUGAGUGGAGCUACAAGGACGUAAGGAUCUACUUUAAUACCUUUCUUGUAUUGCCUUCCGAAAUUUAUAAGAAGUAUGACUUAAAGUAAUCUCUGUGUUGGCAAUUGCAGCUCAUGCGCCGGGCUUGAAAUGUUGGUACCGAUACACCCAUGUUAAUUGCCCCGUUUUUCAUAUGGAUUGAAUGUCGAACCUGUCUUUGGAUGGAUUGUGUUGAGUUUUUGUUGAACUAUGUCUGGAAUUGAUGCGUAGACCUUUGUGGUUUGAAUUCGUAUGGUGAAAAAUGUGCCUAAUGGGAUUGAUGGAUAACCGUAUUUGCUUAUUGCGUUGUUUACUUGUGUUUGAACUGUUAAGCACGUUUUGCGGAACAGGUUGUUGAUGUGUAGAUACUAGUAGGCUUGUUCUAUGGGUUGCUUUACUUUGUUGGUAGGUAUGGAAUUCAGAUUUUAAUA
Messenger RNA from Andrographis paniculata, 1664 nucleotides. RefSeq lists its product as uncharacterized. Lineage: Eukaryota; Viridiplantae; Streptophyta; Magnoliopsida; Lamiales; Acanthaceae. The transcript has 6 exons. The coding region runs from base 247 to 1128 and encodes 293 amino acids. The record is from RefSeq and is a predicted model, not a curated record.